AUGAAGACUGCCUCGCUGGAGGGGAAGGAGCCUGAGCUGGAGGUGAGGAAGAGGGGGAAGCAGUUCUUCACCAACACUCUUUACAGUGCAGGGGAAGAGCUAUUGUCCUCGAAUGGGGAUGUUCUCGGAUGGUGGAAGGAAAACUUUGAGGAUCUCCUCAAUCCCACCGUCACAUUUUCCGAGGAGGAAGUCGAGGCUGGGGACUUGGAGGUGGACUCGUCCAUCACCCUGGCUGAAGUCACUGAGGUGGUUAAAGUUCCUCAGUGGCUCCGGGGGAUUCUGGACGUGGUGUUUCCAGGCGCUCAGAGAAACAGGAACCUGAGUGUCCUGGAGAUUUACACUGGUUGCUAUGGUAACUAUGGCACAGAUAUAACAAGGAGCUCAGAACUGGGAUACUCGAAUUUACUGUCCGGGUCGACAGAUGAGGCGUCCGGGUCGACAGAUGAGGCGUCCGGGUCGACAGAUGAGGCGUCCGGGUCGACAGAUGAGGAGUUCGGGUGGACAGAUGAGGCGUCCAAGCAGAACUGCUCGUACUACUCCAUCAUGAAGCAUCUUCAGCUCAGCCAGAACUCGGACAUGUUCUCUCUGAUCCGCCCCGUGUGGAACCACACCAAACCCACAGACGUGCUGCUGGACAUCAUCGUCUACGCCAUCCUGGACGUGAGAGAGAUCGACCAGACCAUGGUCUCCUACGUGUGGACCUCAAUGGAGUGGAAAAAUGACUUCAUCAGGUGGGACAUUAAUGACUCCUGUCAGAUGUUCAAGAUCUCCAUUCCCGUCGGAAAACUGUGGACACCUGAUAUCACCAUAGUGGAAAUGACUGAGAGGGACAAGUCCACCCCGAGUCCAUUUAUCUCGAUCAAAUUUAAUGGCGAUGUGCUCUACAAGAACGACCAGGUGAUCAUCAGCACCUGCCGGCUGCACAUCUACAAGUUUCCCUUCGACACCCAAAGGUGCAACCUGUCGUACAGAUCGGUGCUGCUGGAUGAUGAAGAGCUCAGUCUUCGGUCAUAUAACUCGGAGAUGGUGACACAGUGGUCUCUGGACGUCAUGAGGACUCAGUACGAGUGGAUCUUCAAGAACGUCACCGUCACCAAGUCCAAAGUGGACCCUUUCGGCUACAAUCAGGACAUCGUCACCUACACCAUCCUGAUGGAGCGUCGUUCCAUCCUCUACAUCGCGAACUUCAUCCUCCCGGUUCUGUUCUUCUUGGUGUUGGACUUUGCUUCGUUCCUGAUCUCGGACUCUGGAGGAGAGAAGUUGGGUUUUAAGGUCACUGUGCUCCUCGCCGUGACGGUGAUGCAGCUUCUGCUCAACGAGAUUUUACCUUCGUCGUCCAAUCGGAUUCCUCUGAUCGCCGUCUUCUGUAUCGGGAUCUUCUCUCUGAUGCUCCUCAGCCUCCUGGAGUCCAUCCUGGUCCUGUAUCUGAUCAACCGAGACCAGAGACCGGAUCAGGACCAGAGCGCCCCCUACAGGCCGCUCCAAGAUGUGCUCCGUUUGACUCGAGGUUUGGUUCCUCUGGAGUUCGCCACAGAAAAGGUGAGUCUGUCUAAAGCUCCAAACACUCUGUUCCACCCUGGGGAGGUUUCAGAGCAGGUUCUGAGUUCUCUGCUGAAUCAUCUCCAGCAGAACCAAACCCAGGAGGAGGCUGAGGGCUACUGGACCAGGAAGUCCAGGACCAUCCACAGAGUGUUCUUCAUCUUCUACCUGACCUCCGCCCUGAGCUUCCUGGGGGGGAUCUUCUACGUGUGGACCAGCCCCACUGCCACUGAAACAUGA
This is a messenger RNA of Boleophthalmus pectinirostris (great blue-spotted mudskipper), 1779 nucleotides long. RefSeq names its product 5-hydroxytryptamine receptor 3A-like. Lineage: Eukaryota; Metazoa; Chordata; Actinopteri; Gobiiformes; Gobiidae. Gene Ontology annotation, molecular function: neurotransmitter receptor activity; transmembrane signaling receptor activity; extracellular ligand-gated monoatomic ion channel activity. The transcript has 12 exons. Gene Ontology annotation, cellular component: synapse; membrane; neuron projection. The record is from RefSeq and is a predicted model, not a curated record. Gene Ontology annotation, biological process: chemical synaptic transmission; nervous system process; regulation of membrane potential. The coding region runs from base 1 to 1779 and encodes 592 amino acids.